Molecule: messenger RNA, 3789 nt
Organism: Neospora caninum
Lineage: Eukaryota; Apicomplexa; Conoidasida; Eucoccidiorida; Sarcocystidae
Exons: 3
Coding region: 1-3789 (1262 amino acids)
Source: RefSeq, a predicted model, not a curated record
AUGGAGCCUCAAACCCCUGCGAAUCCGCCGGAGCGCCCGUGCCCGCUCCCGCUGCAGCUUCUCCAGCGCCACACGCAGCUGCUGGCUGCGCAGCAGCUGCGUCAGGCGCAGGCCUCGCCUGCGGCCGAGGCGUCUCCGCAGCCGCGCGAUGAGAAGGACGCCGUGCCGGUCGUUCCGGCGGCGCUUCCGAUUGCGCUCUUCCCUCCGCCGCUCCGUCCGUUGACUCCCGAGCAGCUGCAACGCCAGCAGCUUCUUCAGCAGCAUCUCCGGCAGCGACAGCUGCAACAUCUUCAGCUCUUUCAAGCCGGCCUGCAGAACGCCGCGCAAGACCCCGCCGCGCCACAGCGCGCCGCCGACCUGCUGCAGAAGGAACUGGAGCGACAGCGGCGGGCCUCGCCGCCCCUGCACGGGCCUGCGAGGCUCCUCCAGCUGCACCUCCAGCAGCGUUUGCUGCUCCAGGCGGCCGCUCGGCACCGAGCCGCGGCGGCUGGCGAGGCGCCGCUGCGUCCUCCACCGGCCGUCGCAGCCGCAGCCGCCGCAGCUGUGCGCAGGGGAGCUCUGCAGCUGUUGCUGAUGCCCCGGCCGGCGGCGAACCUCGGACAGAGCAAACCUCCCGGUCCGGUCGCCAUCCCCGAGGGGUCAAACUCCGAGCGAGCGGAGACCGCGGGCGGCGCCAGCAACAAGUCGGUGGCCUCCGCGGAAGCGUUGCCAAAAGCGCCAGGGCCCGUCUUUGCACGCGUCCCUUCUGUCGCGCCGCUGCUGGCCGCCAGCUCCCUCUGGGCUCUUCGCCCGCCGUCCAUUCGGCCCGCGCCAAACGGCGUGCCGGGCGGCGAACGCCCAAAGGCGAGUCCAAAUCAGAGCUGCACUGUGAGCGGAAACGGGAGUCGUCCUUGCAGAGAAACACAGGCGCCUGCCACAGCCCCUGGGGUCCAGAGCCGAAGCGCGAGCGGCCGUCCAGAGCAGCCAGGGAGCAAAGCGGCAAGCGGCGGGAGCAGUGUAAAGAAGGAGCACGGACACAAAGGAGAAGGCGAAGCCGGAGAGAAACGCGCAGCCGACGCAGCGGGGCCACCAGCGGCGCCGAGCGUGUGCACUGGGGGCGGGGACAGUUGGAGCGACGAGAACAAUUGGGCAGGAGCGAUUGGAGGGGAAGGCGCGAGAAAGAAAGCUGGCGAGGCGGUUCAAGACGCAGCGCCACUACAGGGCUCGCCGCCGAAAAAGGGUAACGGAAAGAAGAGAGACGAGGAGGAGGACGAGUCGUCCGGGAGCGGCGAGGAAGACGUCUACCGCUACCACGAAGACGAGCAUGCAUCCGACGCUGUGAAGCGGAGACACACACUAGAGAUGCCCAUCGGAUGGGGAGUGAGGAAGCCGGUCGCCGAGGCGACCGGGAAUGGUGGCGCGUUCAAGAAGACCGUUUGGGUCAACGAGAUUGUGGGCGGCAUCCGUCGGCAGGUUUACCAGCUGGAGAAGACAAAGGAAUGGUGUGUGCAGUUCUUCAGGUCUUCAGGCUCUGAUACGCGCACUGUGACGCGAAAGUUUCCUGAAGAUGGCGUGAACAGGUUCCGGGCCAUUGCUGCGGCCUACAAUCUCAUGCCGUGGGACUGUACAGGCACAGAUUACCGGCGACCGCAGGGGCGUCCGCUCAAACGCCGUGUCUUUACCGCGGCCGACUUUGAAGAGGGAACCGCCUGGUACCACUAUCCCCCUUCUCUUUCUCGGCACCCGUACCCGCUGACUGCGCCGCCUGGCUCCGCCGUUCCCGCUGCGCCGGGUCGCCCCCGUCGCCGAGCGGAGGCUCCUCUGUUGCAACCUCUGGACCUAGCAGGGGAUACUCCCCACGGUUCUCCUCUCGGAUCCCCCUCGUGCAGCUUCAAACUGCAAACUCCUCCCGACGCGCUGCUCGCCGAAUUGCCGGUUGCGCGGGGCGCUGGCAGACUCACGGGUACAAGCCUGGCUAAUGCGCGUUCCGCGAGCUCGAGGACACCCUUGACGGUCGCCUGUGACGCUUCGUGUGCGGCGUCGCACCGAGUCUCUGUUACAGGGAGCGCUGCCUCGGCGUCGGCCGCCGCUGGCCGAGCCUCUCCUCGGCUGUCACCGUGGCUGCUGGAUGCUGCGGCGUCGGUUGCCGCUGCAGCCUUUCGGCUGCACGGCGGAGCGCGAAAGCGAAGGCGAGGUGACGACUCUGAUCGGGCAGACGAGAGUGCAAGCAGCGAUCCCCCGGACGGGUCUGAGGCCGACGCGUCAGGCGACUCGUGUUCGAGGCAGGAACCUCUCGGCGCUGCCCCGCAGCCGCCGCUUGGCGGGCGAGGGCGUCAAAAAACAAGGCGAGACGACCCGCGGGACGGGGCUCUUUUCGGCUGGGUUUGUGGGCAAAGCGCCGGAGAUAUGGACGACGGCGAAACUGGACUGCUGCGGCAACUCAUCCUCGACCAGGUGGAGGAGGAACCCCCCGAGUGUAUGGCCACGUGGAGCAAGGCACUCCUACCGUGGCCGUUGGCUUCGCCUCUGUCGACUGCUCCGGCCCCGUACUCCAAGUCCACAGACCCCUCCUCGGCCUCGCAAGCACGAGCUUCGUCUUUUGCCCUUCCUUCCCGAUACGACGAGAGAGACGGGGAGUGUUUCCAUCGGGAGUCCGGCAGGGAUGCGGAUUCCAGUCGCGUCUUGCCCACAAACGAUACGGAUCAGAGCACGGCAGAGGAGAUGCGGCCACCUGCGAGAACGAGGUGCCGCGAGGUGCUGCCUCCAGAGAAAGAUCCCUGGGAGCGGGACGCGCCACACAUGGCAUUGCCUCCUGCGCCCUGUUCGUCGCUGAGUAGGUUGUUUUGUCAUUUUUGUUGUGCACCGGAUCGACGCGAAGCUCUUGGAAGGAGUGCGUUUGCCAAAGUCGUCGAGGUGGUUUUCCCGAAUGCACUGGAAACAAGCCUUCGGCCAUCGACGAGUUCCACGCAGCAUGCAGGCCACCCGCGUACAGAGAUGGAUACGACCGCAGACCUGUGCCAUAAGCUUGCAAAGCGUGAACAAACUCUCGAAAACUACGUCCUCAUAAGCCGUAUUUUGAGGGCACUCGCGAAGAAGGAGAACGACUCUUUUUUCCGGCGUUUGCACAGCAUGUUCCAGGCUCACGUCGCUACCUGCACAAGCAGCGGCCGUGUACCCUCAGACACCGUUUCCUCGGGCAACAGACCGAGACCGUUGACAAGCGCAGGUCUGUCUGAGUCUUGUCCUAGCGCCAGCUUACCUCUUGACGGGGAAGCGAAUCGCCUCAGCGUCGACGAUCCGCUGGCCUGCGUGCCUGAGGAUCAGGCAAAGGUGGAGGGCGGGGCAAAAAACCCACAGAACGGGCAAACGUCUCGAAGUGCAUCUGGCGGCUCCGACGCGGAUACUGUACGGCUAAAAAAGCGGGAAGCAACUCAAUGUCAAUCGGGUUCGGACGCGACUGCUGCAGUGUCAAGAAAAGCUCCCUCGGAAUGUUACUCUGCAUAUGAGGGGCGGCGGGAUUGGAAUAAGAGUGGCGCAGAGGAAACCCUCUAUGCUUGUGAAUGCCUCAGCGAGGAGCCUGUUUUGUUACAAAAGGCGGGGAAGUUCUCGGGAACACCGGGAGAUGUUCUAGACAGCAAAGAGAGGGACGGGAACGCUACAACUGGAGGGAGUGCAAUGAACACGGGCGGUGGCUGUCAUACGAAUGGAAACGACAGCCGGCCAAGACUCCGAGAGCCUACAGUGACGGAGGUACUUCGCGUCUUGGGUUGGAUACUCGAUAUUGACGAAGACCGAGAGGGAAUGCGGUAG